AGAAAAGGACCUGUAAGGGGCGGGGUUUCGUUGGAGGCAAAAAAGCCAGUGAGGGGAUAUCGUUGUUUGUAGUUAGCCAAGCUCGCAAUAUAGACUUGAUUGCAUUUUUCUGUGAAAAGGACAGAAAUACCAAGGAGAGCAAACAUGGAUGGAGGUGAAGACCAAAACACAGGCACUACCAAUGGCAAUCCUCAGACAAGCGGGAACUCUCGUGCGCCCCAGAUAGCCCAUAUGUCUUUGUAUGAGAGACAGGCUGUACAGGCUCUCCAAGCACUGCAAAGACAGCCAAAUGCAGCCCAGUACUUCCAGCAGCUCAUGCUACAGCAGCAGAUCAAUAGUGCCCAACUCCACAACUUGGCCGCUGUUCAACAGGCCACGCUUGCAGCUAGUCGUCAGUCCAGUACCCCAAGUAACAGCAUGUCCCAGGCGCCCACGACUGUCAACCUAAGCACUACGUCUGCAGGAGGUACCAUGACCAAUCCCCGUCCACACGGCCCAGCCACCUCUGCAACGACAACAGCUCUCAACCAGUCAGUGUUGCUGGGUGGAAACUCUGCAGGACAGGGACAGAUGUAUCUUCGGGUCAACCGCUCUCUCAGGGCUCCCCUUGCCUCUCAGCUCAUCUUCAUGCCUGGCGGUACAGCAACAGCUACUGUAGCAACAGUUGCCCAGACACAGCCCCAGCAGCAGCAGCAACAGCAACAACAACAACAGCAACAGCAACAGCAGCAGCAUGAAGCUGCACCUACCGCUGCUAGUGCCCAGUCUGACGGUGAUCAGGUGCAGAAUCUGGCUCUACACUGCGCUCCCAGGGCAGUUGCUGUCAAGUCUGAGCUUCCAGAGAGGAAAGAUGUUGCCAGCUUUCCUCUCGGCCAACAGCAGCAGCAGACUUUUGCCCAGAGAGCUCAGCAGCAGCAAGUGCAACCACAACAGCAACAACAGCUGGCCAAACCCAACUUUACUCAGCAGUCCACCACCAACACUAUGACUGUAAAGACUGGAAACCAGGCUGCCAUGACUGUUACUCCUGCUGCUUCUGUAGCUCCUUCCUCCACCUCCUCUCCAGCACUCCCACUUUCUCAACUCCUCCUGUCCUCCUCUGCCGCCCCUGUGAUCCUGGUGCCCACUUCAAAUGUUCCUACCACCACCCAGGGCUACUCCAUUGGCUCAGUGACCCCAAAGGCAAACGUUAACACACAGACUCUGGUGGUGCAGCCCCUACAACAGGCCAGCACCACUGCAGACAAAGGUCCUGUGCCGAUCCAGCCCAAGACAGCUCAGGGACACCGCUUACCUGUACAGCUGCCCCCACGACACCCACCUCCCAUUCUUCCAGCACCACCCAGCAACAGCCAGGCCACCACUGGGGGACACAGCACUUCCCACAUCCCUGUGCAGCUUGUGGGAGCCAGGCAGGGCUUAGCAGGAAAUGCACAGGCAGUGGCCCUGGCACAGGUACGAGGCAGUGCAGGCCAGGAAAGUACCGCUGGUGGGAAUGUUAACACAGUCUCCAACAACAGUGCUAUGAUAAAGCCUGCCAUUGGAUCUCUGAAGAGAAAAUCUGACUGUGAUGCACCAAAUGAGAUGGCGACAGAAUCUUCAGACUCUGCUCCCAUGAAAGAUUCUGCCCCUCCCUUAUCCCCUGCCCCCACAAAGGACUCGGCUCCUCCCAUAGCAGCAGCCUUCCCGUCUCCUCCUACCCUGACCUUGCCCCUGUCCUUGUCUAGAGUCGGGCUUGGGGACAAAGACAGAGCGCCUGUUCCGCAGGCAGUGGUCAAACCACAAGUCCUCACCCACCUCAUAGAGGGCUUUGUAAUCCAGGAGGGAGCGGAGCCCUUCCCCGUUGCUGGACUACUCAAAGACAGAGACUUUGCCCUGGUUGGCCGCACAGAGAACGGACCUCCAUUGUUGAAGUGUGAAUACUGUGGAAGCCUCGCCCCAGCCAGCCAGUUCAGAGGAUCAAAGAGGUUCUGUUCAAAUACUUGUGCUAAGAGGUAUAAUGUGAGCUGCAGCCAACACUUCAAGACAAGCAGAGGGAGAAGUGGUGGAGGCCAGGCACCACCUCCAGCACCCACUGAGAGCGCAGCUAGGCGAAGGGGCCCCACUCGCAGGAGCAGUUCCAGUAACACCUGUAAUAAAAUAUCAAGCAGGCAUCUACCUGUCAAGUGUCACUCUGAGUCCAGUCACUCAGAGGACGUAUCCAGCGAUGGGGAAGGAGAGGAGGACGAUUCUCCUUCACUGUCCCCCAGCUCUUCACACUCCUGCUCAAGAGCCGGACACAGCGCUCCUCCGUCUGACAGCUCAGCUCCCGGUAGCCUCCCACUAGAGGGCGCAAACUUUCUCUCCGCAACUCCUGCCAAGUGGAGUGUGGAAGAAGUCUGCAGGUUCAUCUCUUCACUUCAAGGCUGUGAAGAGUUGGCUGCCCAGUUCCUGUCACAGGAAAUAGACGGGCAGGCUCUCCUGCUUCUGCGAGAGGACCAUCUCAUCUCCACCAUGAAUAUCAAGCUGGGUCCCGCUCUCAAGAUCUGUGCCUCCAUCAACACCCUGCGUGAGUGAUGCAGUCAGCGCUUCAGACAGCGGGAUCAUUUUCUCAUUGAUGACCUCUUACUGGAAUCAAUACCUGGACCUGCUCCUCUUUUAGUAAGAAAUGACUGAGAAGGUUGGGGGCAGUGAGGACAGUCUUUUCAAAACAAUGGGGCACCAUCGAUCAUGUGGAGACAUGAGGAUGGACAGUUUGCUUUCAGGACACUGAAUGUGCAAAAACAUGUAUGUAUACUGUUGUGUGAGUGGUGAGCACGGACAGUCUGAAGUAUCUAUGUUAGUAGUGUCAGUUUUUUUUGUUGGGGGGUUCUGUUGCUGUGUGUAGAGGCCUUUUGUAUAUAUACUCUUGUGAAACAGUGCAAAUCUGCCAGCCUGCAGUAAUUGGUGCUAGGUCUUCUAGCCAGGACAGUUCAAGUGUUGGGUAAAAAAAAAGGAAAUGUUGCCUUCUUGCUGUAUUUCAAACGGUGCUUUAACUUUAGAUAUAUAUGAUUUGGAGUGAUGUCAGCAACAGUCCACUUCAUUUAAAUAUGUCAGUCUUUUAGUAGUUAGUUGUUAUGUUACCAUAGAUGUUCAAUCCAGGCUCCAAUCACAUCAAGCUGAGGACACUCAACAAGCCUGGAUUAUUUUAAUUAGUUAGUUUUAGCAGUUAUUAAAAGUUUAGUUUUGUAUCUUUUCCAUUUUGUACUACAAUCAAAAUUAUUUUUUCAUGAAUAUGAUAUAGUUUUAGUAGCUUUAAUCAACUUAACUACCUGAAAAUAGGUAUUCCUCAUGGUUUGCUCUCUCAAGGGCUGAGUGGAAGUGCUCUGUGUACAUGUAUGCAGUACUACCAAUAAACAAUU
This is a messenger RNA of Chelmon rostratus (copperband butterflyfish), 3380 nucleotides long. RefSeq names its product polyhomeotic homolog 1 (gene phc1). Gene Ontology annotation, molecular function: zinc ion binding; protein binding. The record is from RefSeq and is a predicted model, not a curated record. Lineage: Eukaryota; Metazoa; Chordata; Actinopteri; Chaetodontiformes; Chaetodontidae. Bases 145 to 2556 code for a protein of 803 amino acids. Gene Ontology annotation, cellular component: PRC1 complex; nucleus. The transcript is spliced from 14 exons.